UUCGCCGAACAGUUGAAGCCUCCACGUUACACACAGCUGCGAGUAUCAGAGCCAAUGGUGUUCAUUAUCUUUGUGACAGACUUUCAUACGUUUGGGAAUAAUUUGUAUUGUUUUUAAGCGACAAAUGAACUCGCUGAGGGAACAAAUCAGAGAGUCCAACUGCCACGAGUAAGCUAGCUCAACUGUUACAACUAACGUUGGAUCUGAGCUUUAAGUGUUUAAGUAUAAAGUUAUACAUGUGUGACAUGUAGCAGCAGGCUGUUGGUGUAGCUGCUAUGAACGAUACUGGGAAGCAAGAAAUCAAAAUUAAACGGGUUUCCUCGAGGAAGAGGUCUCGCGACAGCCUGCACACUCACCUGAGGAAGAGGUCUCGCGACAGCCUGCACACUCACCCGAGGAAGAGGUCUCGCGACAGCCUGCACACUCACCUGACACCUGCCAGGAGACACUUACAGCAAUGUCUCAGCAGCACCAUGGCUGAGAUCCAAGCUGUGGAGUACUGCAGUGACAGUGAGGAUCUGUUUGGGGACUACGACAGCCUCCUGGAGGACAGCUCUCUGCUGGCCAAGCUGGACGAUGUCGAGCACAAUGAAAGACAGCGAGACGUCCAGUCGGAUUUCACCGCUCCGCGGCCGUCGUGUGCCGACGUUCUCACGGACUCCAUCCUGGACGACCUUGGAGACGAUCUCUUGGAGGACUUACCUCCCAGCCUGCAUCAGUUCCAAGAACAAGUCCACGAAGGUGCAAAGAGGAGCAGACUGCAGCGUGCAGAUAAAACCUCCACGCCGCUCAGAAACACGGAGCUUCAAAGAAACACUGAGGGCAAUGAAAGCAAGGUGAGGAGGAGCGUGGCGGAUCAGCUGAAGAGAACGAUGCUCUGUAACGCAGCGUCGCCCGCCGCUGUCUCGCGCAGUGCCGCGUUGAAGGAAGCCGUGGUGUCUGAAGAGGUCAGCGUCGCCAUGCGGGCCAUGGAGGCUGUUUGUGCAGAGAGCACCGACCUCGGGCCGUUCUUCGGGCUGCCCUCCAAAGUGAAGGAGCUGAUGUCCAAGCUGAGAGGGAUCCAGAGUUUAUACGACUGGCAGGAGACGUGUCUGAACCUGGACUGUGUGCAGCGGAGGAAGAACCUCAUCUACUCUCUUCCCACCAGCGGAGGGAAAACUCUGGUGGCCGAGAUCCUCGUCCUCAGAGAGCUGCUGUGCAGGAAGAAGGACUGUCUGUUCAUCUUACCCUACAUAUCGCUGGUGCAGGAGAAGGUCCGCGGGUUAGCGAGCUUCGGCCUGGAGCUGGACUUCAUGGUGGAGGAGUACGCAGGCACUAAGGGCAGGUUUCCUCCCGUGAAGAGAAGGAACAAGAGAUCGCUGUACAUCGCUACGAUAGAGAAAGCCCACAGCCUCGUCAACUCUCUGAUAGAGACCGGCCGGAUCGACGACCUCGGGCUGGUGGUGGUUGACGAGCUUCACAUGUUGGGCGACGGCAGCAGAGGGGCGGUUAUUGAAAUGACGCUGGCUAAAGUUCUCUACAUGACCAAAGCGACUCAGAUUAUUGGAAUGAGUGCGACUCUGGGAAACAUCAGAGACCUGCAGACGUUUUUAAAGGCUGAAAAUUACACCAAUGACUUCAGGCCUCUGAGGGAGUACGUUAAACUGCAGGACACCAUCUAUGAAGUAGACCCGAAGGACGAGGAAUGUUUCAGAUUCUCACGUCUUCUCAAUUUCAAGUACUCGAGCUCGCUGCAGAAGCUGGACCCGGACCACAUCAUCGCUCUGGUGACUGAAGUCAUCCCCACACACUCCUGCCUGCUGUUCUGCCCCACCAAGAAGAACUGUGAGAACGUGGCGGCCAUGAUCUGCAGACACCUGAAACAGGACUUCCUGCAGCACAGGGAGGCGGAGAAAGCCGUCCUCCUCCGGGAGCUGAAGGAUAGCGGCAGCGGCUCAGUGUGUCCGGUGCUCAGGAGGACGGUGCCGUACGGGCUGGCCUAUCACCACAGCGGGCUGACCUCCGAGGAGAGGAAGCUGGUGGAGGAGGCGUACUCCAACGGGGUGCUCUGUCUCCUCACGUGCACCUCCACCCUGGCUGCAGGGAUCAACCUCCCGGCCCGCAGAGUGAUCCUGCGCUCGCCGUACGUCGCCACAGACUUCCUGAAGAGGAGCCAGUACAAACAGAUGGUGGGCCGGGCGGGUCGAGCCGGGAUCGACACCGUGGGAGAGAGCAUCCUCAUCCUGCAGGACAAGGACAGACUUACGGCUAAAACUCUCGUGUGCGCCCCGAUGGAGAACUGCUUCAGCAACCUGAUGCACGACGAUGGAAAAGGCCUCCGGAGUCUCAUCCUGUCUCUCGUUGGAUUAAACAUCACCACGUCGUUGGACCAGCUGAGGGACUUCCUGUGCGGGACGCUGCUGUACGUGCAGCGGAGGCAGCUGUGUGUGGAGAAGAGCCUGACGGAGGAGCUGCGGCAGUGCGUCCACUUCCUGAAGGACAAGCUUCUCAUCACUGCAGACGGUCAAACUCUGCACGUCACCAAGCUGGGGAAAGCUACGUACAAAGGCUCCGUGGAUCUGACCUACAGCAACGUACUCUACAAAGAUCUGUCCAAAGGUCUGGAGGGGCUGCUGCUCAACAGCUACUUGCACCUGGUGUACCUGGUCACACCGUACGACAUGGGCUCCCAGUGCAAGCCUGACUGGAUGUUGUUCUUCAGACAGUUCACGCUGCUGUCCGCUGCAGAGCAGAAGAUGUCUGCAGCCAUCGGAGUGUCGGAGAGUUUCGUUGCUAGAAAAGCUGCAGGACAGACGGUGAGAAAGAGUGUGAACAUGGAGGUGGUGAGCCGGAUGUAUUUGGCUCUGGUGCUGUUCUCUCUGCUGAAGGAGACGAACCUGUGGAACGUGUCCGACAGGUUCCAGCUGAGCCGCGGCUUCAUCCAGAGUCUGCUCAGCUCGUCCUCCGCCUUCUGCUGCUGCGUGCUGCACUUCACCGAGGAACUGGAGGAGUUCUGGCCGUUCAGAGCUCUGCUGACGGAGCUCACGCGGAGGCUGAGCUAUUGCGUGACGUCGGAGCUCAUCCCGCUGAUGGAGGUGGCCGGAGUGAUGGAGUCCAGAGCGAAGCAGCUCUUUCACGCAGGUUAUAAAUCUCUGACUCACCUGGCCAACGCCGACCCGGCCGCUCUCUGCAGAACCAUCGAAAACCUGCAGCAGAAACAGGCCAAUCAGAUCGUGGCCUCCGCUAAAAUGCUGCUGAACGAGAAGGCUGCGGCGCUGCAGGAGGAAGUGGACGAGCUGCUGACGCUGCCUGCAGAUCUGCCCACAGCACGAACACUCUGAGCGUUCACACGUUUUAUUCUCUUUAUUCUUUCAUCUGUUGCAACACUAA
Messenger RNA from Cottoperca gobio, 3369 nucleotides. RefSeq names its product helicase, POLQ like (gene helq). The transcript is spliced from 18 exons. Gene Ontology annotation, molecular function: ATP binding; nucleic acid binding. Lineage: Eukaryota; Metazoa; Chordata; Actinopteri; Perciformes; Bovichtidae. The record is from RefSeq and is a predicted model, not a curated record. Bases 276 to 3320 code for a protein of 1014 amino acids.